AUGCUCGCUGGCCUCACCGCCCUCGUAUUCGCCGCCCUCGCCAUCUCCGGCGCCGACACGCUCCACAUCCGGCGCGACUCCACGCCCAUGUCGCUGCCGUUCGUCCGGCGGGUGAACAUGACAGGCGUUCCGAGCAUCGUCAAGCAGGACCAGGCGCGCGCGAAGGCCCUCAAGGCGAACCGGGCGGACACGCGCGGGUUCCGGCAGGCGGCCGUGUUCGACGUCCCGGCGACGAACCAGGCGGUCGACUACACGACGACGGUGAUCACGUUGCUCAUCGACACGGGAAGCUCCAACACUUGGGUUGGGGCUCAACUCAACAACCCCUUCGUCGGGAGCGGCACGACGAAGUCAACCGGACAGCUCGUGGCAAGCAUGUCGCGGAUUGCAUUUGAUGGCAGCACCGAGGUCAUCGACACUGUGACACUCUCCAACGGUCUCGCCAUAGAGAACCAGUCCUUCGGCUCUGCCUUGGUCUCUCAAGGUUUCGAUGGCGUCGACGGGAUCAUCGGCAUUGGUCCCGUGGACCUGACAUGCGGCACUCUCCUUCCUGCCAUCAACCAGUGCAUCCCUACAGUGACCGACAACGCGUUCUCUCAGGGGCUCAUCUCCGCCCACGAGAUCGGCAUUUCCUUCGAGCCAACGACGACGCUCGGGAACACCAACGGCGAGCUCACGUUCGGCGGCGUCGACACAACCAAGUUCACGGGCACGCUCAACUUCGUCCCCAUCACUUCUACCUCUCCGGCGAACGAGUUCGUGGGCAUCGACCAAUCGAUCACGUAUGGGGCCGCGGACGGGACCACGGUGCUCGCUGCGACGAGCGGGAUCACCGACACUGGAACGACGCUCCUUCUCCUCGCCACCGACGCGUUUGAUACAUACCAGGCCCUCGCGGGCGCUGUGCUGGACAGCACGACGGGCCUCCUUCGCCUCACGUCCGACCAGUUCGACAGCCUCCAGAGUCUUUUAUUCCAUAUCGGCGACAGCACGCUGGAGUUCACACCCAACGCCCAGGCGUGGCCGCGCGCGCUCAAUAGCGCCAUCGGCGGUACGAGCGACUUCGUCUACCUGAUCGUGAACGACCUCGGUAGCCUGAGCGGCGAAGGCCUCGACUUCAUCGACGGCAUGACGUUCCUGGAACGCUUCUAUUACGUUUUCGACAUCGCCAACAGCCAGGUCGGGUUCGCGACCACGGCGUUCACGGAUGCGACCACCAACUGA
This is a messenger RNA of Epithele typhae, 1224 nucleotides long. Its product is annotated as family A1 protease. Gene Ontology annotation, biological process: proteolysis. The coding region runs from base 1 to 1224 and encodes 407 amino acids. Lineage: Eukaryota; Fungi; Basidiomycota; Agaricomycetes; Polyporales; Epitheliaceae. The transcript has 8 exons. Gene Ontology annotation, molecular function: aspartic-type endopeptidase activity. The record is from RefSeq and is a predicted model, not a curated record.